Paralichthys olivaceus (Japanese flounder) is the source of this 809-nucleotide messenger RNA. The record is from RefSeq and is a predicted model, not a curated record. NCBI's taxonomy places the organism in Eukaryota, Metazoa, Chordata, Actinopteri, Pleuronectiformes, Paralichthyidae.
AUGCCAGCUCCAUUUAAAGACUCGGCGCUGGGCUGUGACGGUGCUGUUAUGCAGAUGAGCCGUGAUGAGAUUGUUUGCAGAGGUGUGAUGGACAGUCGAGCUCUGUUUCCGUCUGCGUACAGAAUAAAGCGUGAGACGUACUCGCUGAUCAACCCCACGUUCCAGCGCUCGGUGGACGACGUCAACCUGCUUUUUGAGAUCCUGCUCGCUGGGAUGCAGAUAGAAGCUGAAGACAACACCAUGCUGAUCCCAGAUGAGGAGCUGGCUUCCCUGAGGUCCGUGGAAAAGCUGGAUGUCAUCUGCGAGGACGUCCUGCCCAAGAGGCUCUCCGACAUCCGGCGUCUGACAGCAGAGCUGGCCGGGCGCCGGCAGCGUCUGAGCUGGCAGGAGUUCGAGAGGACGGUGCUGACCCUGGUGUACGCCGCCCAGACGCUGGCUGGAUCCAGCAGCACGCAGCAGAGGGAGGCCUGGACGGACGCAGUGAUCCAGCUGUUCAGAGCCCUUCAGAGAGACCUCACUCCCUCCUGAGGUAGAACGAGAAGAUGUACAAUUCAUUCUCGUGCUCAUGUGUGUAAUUAUCAUCGCCUGACUGUAAACAUUAUGUACUUUUACACUUCUUAGCUCUACGUCAUCUUACUCACUUACAACACAACGUUUGCAAAAGCCAGUUAGAGAUUUGAACGAAUUUAAAAUAAUCCAUUUUCAUGCUUAACAGAACAAUAAACUUUACUGUUUCUAACAGGAAAUGGUGCCGUGUAUGAAGUUUAACACUGAAAUGCAGCUGUGCAUUAAACUUCACUACUUCCAGA